Messenger RNA from Orbilia oligospora ATCC 24927, 969 nucleotides. RefSeq lists its product as uncharacterized. The record is from RefSeq and is a predicted model, not a curated record. Bases 1 to 969 code for a protein of 322 amino acids. The transcript has 2 exons. NCBI's taxonomy places the organism in Eukaryota, Fungi, Ascomycota, Orbiliomycetes, Orbiliales, Orbiliaceae.
AUGUCGACACCAGUCAAACUUAUCUGGGGUGCUGCCCAGCUCUCUCCUCAUCCAGAAACUGGAGAAGUCACCCACGUUCAUGAAACCCUUGAUCUCCUUCGUAGUCUUGGUAUUGAAGACCUCGAUACCGCUCAAAUCUAUGGCGAUGCUGAGGAAACCCUUGGGAAGGCUAAGGUUGCGGAUAAGAAAUUUAUUAUCUCUACCAAGCAAGGUGGUGGGUUUAAACCUGGUUCUGGCACCAAGGAAGGUGUACUAGAGCAUGGUGCCUAUGCAAGUGAGAAGUUGGGACCUAUUGAUAUCUAUUAUCUCCAUGCCCCGGACAGCUCUAUUCCAUUGGAAGAUACUCUUGAAGGUAUCCAAAAGCUCUAUGAAAAAGGUACAUUCAAGCGUUUCGGUCUAUCGAACUACCUCCCAGACGACAUCCAAAAGGUCUACGACAUCACCUCGUCAAAGGGUUGGGUCAAACCUACCGUUUUCCAAGGGAACUACAACCCCUUCGCUCGAGCCCAAGAAUCCACUACAUUUCCUCUCCUCCGCAAAUUGGGAAUUUCAUUUUACGCCUAUUCCCCACUAGCCGGUGGACUACUAGCCAAAACCAAGGAACAACUUGCUGCUGCUGCCGGCAGAUGGACUCCGGGUACCCCGCUCGGUGAUAUCUACCGAGCUUUGUACGACAAGGAGGAGCUGAGAAGUGCUCUUGAUGACUGGGAACAGGUUGCAAAGAAGGAAGAAAUCUCAUUAGCUGAGUUGGGGUAUAGAUGGGCUAGAUACCAUAGCAGCUUAGAGUCACAAUAUGGUGAUGGUGUUAUUUUCGGAGCAUAUGACGAGGCAAGGAUUAAGCAGACUAUUGGAUGGUUGAAUAAUGGCCCAUUGAGUGAAGAGGCAGUGAAAGGGAUUGAUGCCAUCUGGGAAAAGAUUAAGGAUGUUGCCCCGGUGGACAACUACAACAGCUUGCCUCGAAAACCCUAA